Molecule: messenger RNA, 1156 nt
Organism: Aspergillus aculeatinus CBS 121060
Lineage: Eukaryota; Fungi; Ascomycota; Eurotiomycetes; Eurotiales; Aspergillaceae
Exons: 1
Coding region: 126-836 (236 amino acids)
Source: RefSeq, a predicted model, not a curated record
GCCAACAAGAGCACCAGGUCUCUAUGAUCUAGAGCCAUGGCGAAUAGAGGGAGUAUCAAGCUGUGCUCUCAAAAGGCAUCAGCAACUGCCCAGACUAACAAGGUUCGGGACCCACCGAAUGGGAUAUGGAGUGUUUCUAUUUUCUCGACAGGGCCAUCAUUAGAAAGAGGCCGACAUCGUUCAUCUCAACCAGCUGGGCUCGGGUCUCCAGACUGCAUCUCGUCGACGUUCACGACUAUCGGACUGAGGAUUUGGUGGCCACAGUCACUGACAAAGCAGGUUGCUGUACUGUACACUGUACGGAGUACAUAGGCACCGGAUUAAUUAAGACAUUCCGGAAGAUCGAAUGGAGUCUCGGACAUUUAACCUUGAAUGGACUGACGACCCAUUCGUGCUCGGAAUCAUCCCGAGCGACAAUCCGGCCAAAUCGUGGUGGAAUCACGUGGGCGCAUGUGACAUGGUCUGGAUUGACUCGACUGUUGAGUUACUCCGUAACACUCCAUAAACUACAGUACUCAGAUGCAACAUACAAACACUCAUCAAGUUCGACAUUCUACUUGCCAUCUCUUGCCCUGCCGCAAACCUGGUUGAGCAGCAGAUGUUGGAGCGACAUCGCGCAGCCUAGAGCCAUGCUCCACUCUACUCGUUUUAUGAGUAAUCAUCAGUUAAAUGCGAAGGAUGGUCAAAGCUCACUCUCAAUGUCCCGCGGACACCGCGGGAUGAACAAGCACCGCGCUUGUGAGACAUCGUUCUCCUUUCUAGAUUUCACUUCAAUUUCACGGCAAGCCCCAUACUUUCCAACUUCCAGACCUCCACUCCUGCAGAAAAGUCCGUGACAUGCCCGGUAGAAUGCUCCGGUCAACCAACGAAAGGCUUCAAGUUGUGGAUCGCUGCAUCGCUUUCUAACCGAGGCGACUAAAUUUGGAUCCCGUUCGAAGCGAACUCAACGCCCAUGGCUCGAACCGCCAUGGUGCUACCUCCGAUAGGCUCGUGGCUCAGGGACACGGUUCAAUGUAUUGGCAUUAAAUAUCUACCUGGCCUCGAAUUCUUCCCAGUUGUCUAGUUCUUGGAGUCAUGGUCCCUAUGCCACCCAUCAUAUAGACUCGAAACCGCCACCUUUGUGCUCAGUUUAGCCCGGUUUUGGCCAUGCUUCCUG